CUGCACAUCCUCCUGCAACAUCACUCUGAACGGCAGGUCGAGCUGACAGCGAUGAAUCCCACGAGUUACCCGACUGAGAAUGUUCAAAUGGGGAGGAACCCGGGACAGCCCAGAGGAGUCACAUCGGUCCAGUACACGACCGUGAACGUCACCUCGAACCCCCUCCGUGACCACGUCGUCUGGUCGAUCUGCUCCUUCAUCUACUUAAAUCCCUGCUGCCUCGGACUGGUGGCACUCAUCUACUCCUUCAAGGCCAGAGACCGGAAGGUGGCUGGAGAUGUGGAAGGCGCCCGGCACUACGCCUCCACUGCCCGCUGCCUCAACAUCUGCGCCAUGGUCCUGGUGUCCAGCAUAGUCCUUAUUCUCAUCAUUACAACCACCGUCUUGGUAAAGGCGUCGGCGGCCCACUAUAGCUUUAAAUACAAUGGCUAAGUUUCAAAUAGUGUGAGAGCUGCCUGCUGCUGGCUCAGUGAUGCUCGUGUGGCUCUGCGCUUUAUUUGUAAACUUUUUUCUUUUACUUCUAUCCAUCCUCAAGCAAAUGAGAUACUUUUUUUGGGGGGGAGUCUCAAACUCCUCCAUCUUUCUUUCCUGACUGUAUCUGUGGUGCACAUUUAUGCCAGACCUUGUUGUUAGAUUCCGGUGUCAGGCAUUUUGUCUCAUGGUUCUAAAAAAAAAGAAAAGAGGGAGAGAGAACUUCUUUAUCUAUCAAUAAAGAUGUUUUAUAACUCUGAAA
This is a messenger RNA of Cyclopterus lumpus (lumpfish), 733 nucleotides long. RefSeq names its product dispanin subfamily A member 2b-like. NCBI's taxonomy places the organism in Eukaryota, Metazoa, Chordata, Actinopteri, Perciformes, Cyclopteridae. Gene Ontology annotation, cellular component: plasma membrane. The record is from RefSeq and is a predicted model, not a curated record. The transcript is spliced from 2 exons. The coding region runs from base 52 to 432 and encodes 126 amino acids.